AUGGAGGAGGGCUCUAAGGCGCUUGUACCUGUUUCUCCAUCAUCAUCUGGCGGCGGAGCUGGAGGUGGGUCUGGCACUCCUCUGUAUCCUGGUGCGGCAUCCCACCCUCUGUCCUCUCUGCUGUCACAGCAGAGGCUACUGGAGCUUUCUCGCUUCGGGCUCCGACACUACGACAUCGCGCACCAUGUGCUGUCACAGCAAGGUGCUGUAACUAAGUUGCUUGGCACUCUUCGGCCACCUGGUCUGAUUGGAGGUAGUAAGCCUAAAGUUGCGACUCCUGCCGUGGUCUCCAAGAUAGAGCAGUACAAAAGAGAAAACCCUACUAUUUUUGCGUGGGAGAUCCGGGAAAGACUUAUUUCUGAAGAGGCCAACGAGCCAAUUGCGAUAAUUGCACCAACGACACCUCUCGUGCCCAUGCGUGACGUUAAACAUCAGCGGCUAAAAGAAAAUACGGCUUAA
Messenger RNA from Spodoptera exigua (beet armyworm), 459 nucleotides. Lineage: Eukaryota; Metazoa; Arthropoda; Insecta; Lepidoptera; Noctuidae. The record is from the annotation of a GenBank genome assembly.